Parnassius mnemosyne (clouded apollo) is the source of this 732-nucleotide messenger RNA. The record is from the annotation of a GenBank genome assembly. Lineage: Eukaryota; Metazoa; Arthropoda; Insecta; Lepidoptera; Papilionidae.
AUGGCAGGCUUUGCAGCUUUAAAAGAUAUUAGCAAUGCUUUCGAAGAAGACUUACAACGAGAUUUUUCAGAGUUAUUUACUUGUGAAGUAGGAGAAAGUUUUGAAGAUUGGGUCCUAAAGAAAAUGCGCGUCAAAUCAUUAUUUACAUCCAAACUGAGAUUGCUAAGGGCUAAAACACUAGCUUCUACACCGCAAAUAACUGAACAAGAGAAAGCAAAUGUGAUGGGAAAUUAUGAGGAGACAGCGAUAUGGACUAUAAUUGAACAGCAAACAGUUAAAUCUGUCACACAGGCACAUGCUGUUAAAAGCUUAAUGACUACACAGAAUAGUAACCUCAAUCCUGAGAUGAAAGAGAGAAAACUGAAAAUUAAAGAUCAAUUAAUGAAAUACAGAUAUCUUGAAACACAGCUACGUCACCUCAAUAUGGUAGUGAAGGAGAAAGAAAAUGAACAUAUGAUGGCACAGGCUAAGUGGGAUAGGGAGCUAGGUGCAUUGAGAGAUAUCAAAGCCUCGGCAGAUAACACGGAAGAAAUUGACCCUAAUGGACCAUUAUAUCUAAAACUGAGCACAUUAGUUGACAAAAUGGAACUGAUGCGUUGGAUGGUGUCAAAGCUUGUGACAGGUAGAUCUGGAAGCUACGACUGGCUGGCUGAUCCUCAUAGAAGAUAUGGCGCUUUGAAGAUAUCGAGAGAAGCCAACACAGUGGAAGGGUUCACAAGAGAUCAUAAUUGA